Molecule: messenger RNA, 2188 nt
Organism: Astyanax mexicanus (Mexican tetra)
Lineage: Eukaryota; Metazoa; Chordata; Actinopteri; Characiformes; Acestrorhamphidae
Gene: acat1
Product: acetyl-CoA acetyltransferase 1
Exons: 12
Coding region: 60-1316 (418 amino acids)
Biological process (GO): fatty acid beta-oxidation
Molecular function (GO): acetyl-CoA C-acetyltransferase activity
Source: RefSeq, a predicted model, not a curated record
UGAUUGGCUGUUGCUUUAAAAGCGUCGGUCGGUUCGUCCUUGUGUAGUGUUUUAUCAGUAUGUCGUCCUCAGCGCUGCUCUCCUGUCAGCUGGGCAGACAGCUGACACACAAGUUCCUGUGCAGGUCCUUCGCCUCUCGUCCUUCUCUAAAUGAAGUCGUCAUUGUCAGUGCGGUUCGGACCCCUAUUGGGUCUUUUCGAGGGAGUCUCGCUUCAGUCCCUGCAACUAAACUGGGCUCCAUCGCCAUCAAAGGAGCAGUGGAGCAGGCAGGAAUUCCUCUGGAGGAGGUGAAGGAGGUGUACAUGGGCAAUGUGCUGCAGGCAGGAGAAGGACAAGCGCCGACCAGACAAGCUCUCCUAGGAGCUGGCCUGCCUCUCUCCACUCCAGCAACAACCAUUAACAAAGUGUGUGCCUCUGGCAUGAAGUCCGUCAUGUUGGCUUCUCAGAGCCUGAUGUGCGGACACCAGGAUGUGAUGGUGGCUGGUGGCAUGGAGAGCAUGUCUCAGGUUCCGUACGUGAUGUCCAGAGAGGCUCCUCCUUACGGAGGCGUGAAAAUGGAGGAUCUUAUCGUAAAGGACGGUCUGACUGACGUGUACAACAAAUUCCACAUGGGCAACUGUGCCGAGAACACAGCAAAAAACAGCAGCAUUUCCAGAGAGGAGCAGGACGCUUAUGCUAUCAACUCGUACACACGCAGCAAAGCAGCCUGGGAGUCAGGAAUCCUGGCCAAGGAAGUGAUUCCAGUGAGCAUCCCACAAAGAGGCAAGCCAGACAUUGUGGUGAAAGAGGAUGAAGAAUGGAGGAAGGUUGAUUUCAGCAAGGUGCCCAAACUGAAAGCAGUCUUCCAGAGGGAGAACGGCACAGUAACAGCAGCUAAUGCGAGCACACUGAACGAUGGGGCUGCUGCGGUCGUCCUGAUGACUGCAGAUGCUGCCAAGAGGCUUAAUGUCAAGCCAUUGGCCAGGAUUGUAGCUUUUGCUGAUGCUGCUGUUGCUCCCAUCGAUUUCCCCAUCGCUCCGGCGUAUGCAGUCCCCAAGGUGCUUGAGGCUGCUGGUGUUAAGAAGGACGACAUUGCCAUGUGGGAGAUAAACGAGGCCUUCAGCGUGGUGGUCCUGGCUAAUAUUAAGAUGCUGGAUAUCGACCCCAGCAAAGUCAAUGUUAACGGAGGAGCAGUGUCUCUCGGACACCCUAUUGGAAUGUCUGGGGCGAGGAUUGUUGGACACAUGGCACACAAUCUAAAGUCCGGACAGUACGGCCUGGCAGGAAUCUGCAAUGGAGGAGGAGGAGCCUCUUCUAUUAUCAUCCAGAAAUAUUAGGCUGCUCACUCGGUCUGUAUUUACUGGCUCUGUUAGGUCACUGUUUAGCAAGACCCAUUGUACAGUUAUAAAAAAAAAAAGUUAAAAUUCAGUAUAAAUCAAAAAGCAGAUAACACCAUUUUUAUCUUCGAUGUUUGAUAAUCAGCAGCCUUAAUUCUGACGGCUUGGUUACUGUUACUGUCACUCCCAGCUGAUCACUCCUUUCCCUUCAUUAGAAAAUUUAGUUAUUUUUUGGGAAUAUUUUAAACAUUAGUGAUGGAAUGUUAUUUUUACUGAGUGUUAUUUAAACCAUGAUCAGUUUUGUUUUGGGUGUCUCAAUAACUGUAAAUGUCCCAUAUCAAUGAAAUGUUCAUGUUUUGGGGCUGCAAUAAAAAAAGAGAUUUGUAAUUAAGUGUUUCUGUGAUUUAGCAAAUUAUAAUUAUAUUAAAUAAUAUUAAAUAACCAAAAUCACUAUAAUUUAAAACAUAUCUUCCAUAAUUCCCUAUAAAGUAGAGAGUGUUUAAUGUAUAUUUUAUCUCUACCACUAGAUGGUGCCACAGCACUGUGGCCCAGUCUGUUUUAAAAGGACUAAUGGUUGCUGGUUAAAGAACCAAAGCUUCAGGAACAUGAAAUAUGACUCAUGCAGGAAAAUUAUUCUUGCAAUACAUUCAGUUCUAGCAGGUCUGCCCUUAUCAGUUAUCAUCUAAUCAGGAUAAUAUUUGGUUUGUUUCUUUUGUUUCUUCAUUAUUUGUCAUUUUGUUUCCACCAAUUUUCUAUGAAUUGGUCUUUUAGAUGUCUAGCUCCUAUCCUUUGUUGGGGUUUCUGAAUAUAAAAGCCUAUAGCAUCAUUAGGGUACAUAAGUGUUAACAAAUCCUGGAGUCAUUAAGGGUCAG